This is a messenger RNA of Dermatophagoides farinae (American house dust mite), 12233 nucleotides long. It is a transcript of the gene stan, whose product is annotated as Protocadherin-like wing polarity protein stan. Gene Ontology annotation, biological process: G protein-coupled receptor signaling pathway; cell surface receptor signaling pathway; homophilic cell-cell adhesion. Gene Ontology annotation, cellular component: plasma membrane. Lineage: Eukaryota; Metazoa; Arthropoda; Arachnida; Sarcoptiformes; Pyroglyphidae. Gene Ontology annotation, molecular function: G protein-coupled receptor activity; calcium ion binding. The record is from RefSeq and is a predicted model, not a curated record.
GUUUAACAUUCAUCGUUGCCAUCAUCAGAAUGAUUGUAGCAUUCAAAGUUGGUCGUACUGUUUGUCCGUCUUGUUUUACAUCUUCGUCUUCGUUGCCCGGCGCUGGCCAUCUGUUUCCAGGUUUCCCGCCAUACAUUAUCCUCAACUAUAGUGAAAAUUGUGUGUUUCUUCUCGUCCAUUUAUGUGUGUGUGUGUAAGUGUUUCAUGUUAAAGUUUUUCGUCGUUUUUACAAGUAUCACGGAAUUCGAUCACCAUGAUCAUCCAGUUUUUUCCGAAACCUGAAAAAAUUAUUUUCUUCUUAUUGAAAAGCAGCGACAGCAGUAAAAAAAAUAUAUCAUCAUUUGAUCAUCAUAACGAUUUUUAUAAUCAUCAUCAUCAUCGUUCAAAGUUAUAGUUUGUAGAGAAAUGGAUCGAUCAAUCGAUCGAUUUGAUCGAACAAAAUGAAUGAAUGAAUAUUCAAAUAUAUAUAUUUACUGAAUAAAACCUUUUUGAUUGCAAUAAAAUUUUGGCCAUACACUCGAUUCGAUUCAACUUGAUUCAAUUCAACUUAAUUCAACGACUACGGUUAUGUCACGAACGUGCUUCAAUAUUCGUUUUUGCUAAUGGAUUGAUGAUGAUGAUGAUCAGUCUGUCUCUGGUGUUCAUGUGUGUGUAUACAUGUAAAGAUUGGCUGCAUCGAUAGAUAUUAUCAUCGAUGCAUCGGUCAGUAAAACUAAAAAGAUAACGUCCAAUGAAGAAUGAUGAUGGUUAUUGUGAUGGUCUUCACAUGAUUUGAUAGUAGCCCAGAAUGAUUGAUCGAUUUUGUAACAUAUGUGAUCAAUUGACGACCGGAUUUUGUUUACCUUUCUUCUUCCGUUCAUCACCAUCAUAUGUAACCCGAUGUUAUAUAUCAUUUCCGUUUGAUUCAAAACUUUUCUCUCUCUCUUUCUCUCAUACACUGUGUUUGUGACAGCAUGUGGUCUUAGAUAUUUGGAUGAGUGAAAUUGAAUUAAUCAAGAUUAUUUGUGUGUGUUUUUCUAAAGUUUUUCUUUUCUUUGUUUUGUUUUUUACAACGACAAACAUCUUGUCUUUACUGUUCGAAUACUAAAGAUGCUAUGGUUCUCUCUUUUUUUUCAUUUUGAUUAUAUGUUCCAUAAUCACUAAUAAUAGAAUAAAAGAGAUACAACUGGAUCAUGAAACAAGACCUAUUGUGUGUGUGUGUGUGUUUGUAUUUAUGUGAUCAAACUGGUUUCCCGACGUAAAAACAACAACGAUGACUUUUUCAUUCAAUCUUUUUCAAAUGUCCAGAUAAUGUGGUUUUUGCAUUAGGAAUUUUUUCCUAUCCAACAUUGAUCAUCAUCCAUCAAGAAACUAAAGACUACAAUGACAUAAGUGCUUUUUAUCUGUCAUUGUACAGUUUGAUUAUCUAUGUCCUCGUAUAAUUUGUGUUUGUGUGUGUGUGAAUUUCGAAUAAAUCAUCAUCCUGUUUAUGUGUUAAUGUGAAUCCACCUUUUUGAUCAAGAAAAAAGGUGUAUGUGCAUCCAAUCAUUGAACAAUGAUACCGAUAAAUUCUUCAAUGCCCAAAUGUUCAUCGUUCAUUUGGUUGUACAUUGAAGAAUUUGUACACCUUGUUAUGGAACGUUCACAGUGCAUCAUUAAUUGUUUUCAUUAUUCAAUUGUUCCUGUUUGAAAUAUUUUUGUUAUUAUUUCCAAAACCUGUUAAUAAUCAAAAUGGCUGUAUCAAUCAAGCCAUUCGACAAUCGUAUUCGGCUACAUCGUUUUUUCAUUCCAAUAUCUUUAUUACUAACUUGUUGUUCAACAGCAUGGGCACUCAGAUUAUCAAUACCAAGUGAACAUAAUUAUGCCGGAUCUUUACUUUUCAACGUAUCAUUAGAUCAUCCUCGUCUAUAUCGGCUAUCACCAUCAGAUUUAAAUGCUCCAUAUGUACAUCGAUUUUUUGAUGUAACAACAAUAGAAGGAAUUCUUUAUAUUAAACGUCAACUACGUUGCCGUUCCGAAUUAUUGUCCGAAGUGCUACCCACACCUGUAAAUCUCUACAUAGAAUCCAAAACAUUUCUGAUCGAUGGUUCUGAUCAGAAUCAUUUAACUUUGAUACCGAUUCACAUUGAAUUCGAACAUGAAACCUGUACAGAAAUAGAUCGGCAUCAAUCUCAUCUGCGAGAAUUUACCCAAUUAUCCUAUUUUUCUGAUGAAUUAUAUGAACAUGAUUAUCAUGACUAUCUGAAUCCUGAAUCUCUGUUUUAUAAUGAACCAAAUCGCCAUUUUUAUGGUUCAUUAGCUGAACCGAAUAUUGAAACGAACGUUUUAUUGACCAUCCAAGAUGAUGGCUUGUGCGUUGAUCGAUAUCAAUUUUUAACCCGUUUGCCAAAAUUUGUAUCAUCUUAUGUAAAAUCUUCUUGUACAUCAUACUAUCAUGUGUUAGGUGCAACCACCGUCGACAACAUUCAUUAUGAUACGAAUCUGGAAUUUCGUAUCGAACAUUCUAAUCAAGAUCUUAUAUCUACUAAAAAAUAUUGCCUACCCAAUGGUCGAUCAUUCGAUGUACACAUUGGUUUGGUACAUUUAUGUGAUAAUAGCCCCCAUGUCCAUCAUCAUCAUCAUUCGACUAUUAGUCAUAAUCAUACAUGGCCUAAAUAUUCAUUCCAAAAUCAGGCUGAAAAUGUUUCUUCAUCAGCAACACCGUCCAAAUCUUCCACCUUCAUCAAACUGAUGAGCAGCAUCGAGCGUUUGACACUGACAUUCUAUGCAAAAGAUUUUGAUACUGAAGAAUUUAUGAGCAAAUUGACCGAUCGUCAAAGACAACUUUAUCAAAGUAAUCAUCAAUCUGGUCGAUCUAGGCGAGAAACUGUUUCCUCAAUUAAUUCGGGUCCAUCAUUUGAUCGAUCAUUGUACAUAGUAAGCGUACCAGAAGAACGAGAAAAAUCGUUCGUUGUUACCCAAUUGGUUGCUACACCAGGUCGACCUGCCGAAUCAAUUGAAUCAUCAGAACUACUCUAUUCAAUGUCUGCAUUGAUUGAUGCACGAUCGCAAUCCAUGUUUGCAAUUGAUCCGGUCAGUGGUUUGGUUACGACAACAACACGUUUAGAUCGUGAAUUUAUGGAUGUCCAUUAUCUAAGAAUCACUGUGACUGAUGGUAAUGUUCCACCACGAACAGCGUCUACAACGCUUCAGAUCAAUGUUCUUGAUGAAAAUGAUCAUGUUCCGGUAUUCGAACAUGCCAACUAUGAAUCAUCGCUUCGAGAAUCAGCUCCGCUAGGCACAACAGUGUUGACCAUACGUGCUACCGACCAUGAUAGUGGUCCUAAUGCUGAAAUAGAAUAUUCCAUACUCAAUCCGACCGGUGUAAACGAAGCUUUUCGUAUCGAUCCUAAACAUGGUGUUAUCACUUCACGAACAGGUUUGGAUCGAGAAAAGAAUGAUCUCUACACAUUAACUGUACAAGCAUCAGAUUCGGGAGCAGUUCAAUCUCGAAAACGUUCUCAUACAACGGUUGGUAUUAAAAUUCUCGACGAAAAUGACAAUUAUCCUCAGUUUGCCGAACGUUCGUAUUCAGUGUCAGUAGAUGAAGACGUUAAUUAUGCAUCAAGGCCUGUCAUCAUCCGCAUAGUGGCUCAUGAUGCUGAUGAAGGAUUAAAUGCCGCCAUCAGAUAUUCAAUCAUCGGUGGCAAUACUGCAGCAUUAUUUCACAUCGAUUCGCUUAAUGGUGAAGUGGCCGUCGUUGGUCCAUUGGACUAUGAAACUGCUCGAAGCUAUCGAUUAGUGAUUCGCGCUCAAGACGGUGGUAGUCCACCACGGUCCAACACAACACAAUUAUUAAUUUCUGUCCUCGACAAAAAUGACAAUGAACCUCGAUUCUAUACGACAUUGUUUCAGGAGAAUGUAAUGGAAAAUGUACCCGUCGGUACAAGUGUUGUUCGCGUCCAAGCUUAUGAUGCUGAUGAUGGUGAUAAUGCUCAACUUAGCUAUCACAUACAACGAUCAUCUAGUGAUGAAAAUGCCGAUCGAACUGCUGCAUCAAUGCCUAUCGAUAUCGAUCUCUCCAGCGGUUGGAUAAUGACCACAAGAGAAUUAGACCGUGAAGAAGAAUCACUUUAUGAAUUUACGGUCAUCGCACGCGACAAUGGCUAUCCAAUUCAGCAUUCUGCUUCGGCAUUGGUCAUCAUACAAGUACAAGAUUUGAAUGAUAAUGCACCUGUCUUUGAACCGAGAAAUUAUGAAGCAGUCAUUUCAGAGACGGCCACGCCAGGAACUCCUAUUGUUAUCGUAACCGCUACUGAUCGUGAUGAGAAUUCACGUUUAGUUUUUCAAAUAACUGGCGGUAAUUUACGUAAUCGUUUUGCAAUCGUCUCUCAGAAUAAUCAAGGUCAUUUGACGGUAGCUAACCCGUUAGACUAUAAACAAGAGAAAAAUUAUGUGCUUACAGUAUCGGCAACCGAUCCAGGUGGUAAAGUAGAUCUGGCCACUGUUUAUAUAAAUGUAACUGAUGCCAAUACUCAUCGUCCUGUGAUUCAAAUUCUUAAAAAUAAUGGCAGUCCUUUUUCUGCAACAUUGACAACCAUCGCUGAAGAUGCACCCAUUGGUACUACCGUUUUGGUCGUCGAAGCAAUCGAUGAUGAUGUUGGUGAAAAUGCGCGAAUCACCUAUUCUCUUAAUGAAGUACCAGAAUUUCGGAUUGAUCCUAAUUCUGGAGCUAUAACAACGGUCAAAGCAUUAGAUCGUGAAACAACAGCCGGUUAUACGUUAAUUGUGACUGCACAGGAUAAUGGCAUACCACCGUUGUCCGAUAUAGCCAACAUUGAGAUUGAAGUAAUCGAUGUUAAUGAUAAUGUGCCUCUAUUUGAACAACAUCAUUAUUCAGCAACUGUGAUGGAAGAUGCACCCAUCGGUACAUCCGUCUGUCAGGUUAGAGCCUCUGAUCGUGAUCUAGGUCUUAAUGGUCAAGUUCGUUAUGAAUUCGAAAUGAUUGGCAAUGAUGUGCAACAACAUCAACAUCAACAUAUCGAUAUGGAAUUUUCGCCGCUCGGUGUAUUCAGUAUUGAUGCUACAUCGGGUGUUAUACGAACAAAUCGUACGUUGGAUCGUGAAACGAUCGCUAAAUAUGAUCUUAAAGUAGUUGCAUUUGACCGUGGUACGCCGUCAUUAUCAUCAUCAGUUAUCGUGCAUGUAACCAUCGAAGAUUGUAAUGACAAUCCACCACGUUUUGCUAGUGAUCGAUUGCGAUUUUAUGUGCCUGAAAAUUCACCCAUUGGAUCGGUUGUUGGUGAAUUGCGAGCUACCGAUGCUGAUGAAGGUGCCAAUGCUCGAAUCGAAUAUACUAUUGUAGGAGGAUCAGAUAUGAAAUGGUUCGCAUUGAAAUCCACAUCAUCGUCAUCUCAACAACAAUCAUCAAUCUCAUCAUCAUCUUCAGCAUUGGAUUCUUCCAUCAAUUCGGUGGCCACUUUAAUAACUCGAACCGAGUUAGAUUUUGAAUCAGAGAAAAAAGUCUAUAAUAUAAUUGUACGUGCAUCAUCAUUACCUUUGCGAAAUGAUGUCGAUGUUGAGAUUCAUGUGACUGAUGUCAACGACCAUGCACCAUUAUUACGUGAUUUUGCCAUCAUAUUCAACAAUUAUCGGGGUCAUUUUCCAUUGGGACAAGUUAUUGGACGUGUACCAGCCUAUGAUGCCGAUAUUGGUGAUCAUCUUCGUCAUCGAUUUAUCGCUGGAAACAAAGCUAAUCUUUUGUUGUUGAAUGAGACAAGCGGUGAAUUACGUUUAUCACCAUCGUUGAAUACGAACGUCCCGACUCGUGCAUUAUUAGAAGUGGCCGUUAGUGAUGGUGUCAACGAGGCAAUAGCUCGCUGUUAUUUAGCCGUCAAUUUGGUCACUGAAUCGAUGCUUUUUCAUAGUGUUACCGUCCGACUUAAUCGGAUAACACGUCAUCGAUUCCUUUCAAAUCUUUAUGAUCGAUUUUUGGAUGGUUUGGCUACAGUCAUUCCUUGUGCAAAAGAAAAUAUCAUUAUUUUCAAUAUACAGGAUGACACCGAAUCAGAAUUGAUGCCUGUAUUGAAUGUAUCAUUCUCGGCUCGCCUUUCCGAAUCGCUUCGUGAUACAGAAUCUUAUUAUUCAUCACAAUUUCUUCAAGAACGUGUCUACAUUAGCCGCACAUUGUUGACAGAAUUGACUGGUUUAGAGGUUCUGCCAUUCGAUGAUAAUCUUUGUGUUCGUGAACCGUGUCUAAAUUUCGAAGAAUGUUUAUCCGUCCUUAAAUUUGGCAAUGCAUCCGAUUUCAUUGGCACUGAAGCCAUUCUGUUUCGCUCUAUAUCACCAGUGAAUACAUUUGCUUGUCGUUGUCCCAUCGGAUUUCAAGGAAUGCAUCACAAAUAUGAAUGCGACAUUGAAAUCAAUCUCUGCUUCUCCAAUCCAUGUCAAAAUGGUGGUCAAUGUGUUCGAAAAGAAGGUGGUUAUUACUGUGAUUGUAGCGAUAAUUUUGCAGGCAUAAAUUGUGAAAUUAAUGUUUGGACUGAUAUUUGCCGAACGAACUUAUGUCGUGGUCGAUCCAAAUGUGUUUCACCAGCACCAUCGAUGCUUUUAGAAUCAUCAACAAAUUUAUUAGAACAAGAUACAAAAUCACCUCUUGACUCAUCCAUAACUAGUAAUUCAUCAUCAUCUGCUAAUAUUCGAGCAAUAACAACUGUCCAGCCGCAACAACAAGAAAUGGUUAUCUGUACGGAUUGUGUACAAUCCGAAUGGAGCACACCAUUCUGUGAGCUACGGUCACGUUCAUUUGUAACCGGAUCAUAUCUUAUAUUUUCGGCACUCAAACAACGUUAUCGAUUAAAUCUCAAACUUCGGUUUGCCACACGUCAGCCCAAUGGCUUAUUAUUAUACAAUGGUCGCUACAAUGAACUCCAUGAUUUCAUCGGUUUGGAGUUAAUCGAUGGACGAGUUUAUUUUUCUUUCUCGUUAGGCGGUGUCAAUCGAGCUCAAGUUUCCGUAGGGCAUCGUUUGAAUGAUGGCCAAUGGCAUCACGUGCAACUUAACUAUGUAAAUCAUACGGCUACAUUGAUAUUAGAUAACUGUGAUGAAGCUUUACUUACUGCCGUCGAUCGUUAUGAUCUAGGGCCAGAAUUUGCCUGUGCUAAUCGUACCACUUUAAUUCUUGAAUCACGAUGUUCAGAUCGAAUGCAAACCUGUUUCAGAUUCCUUGAUCUUACUGGACCGCUUCAGAUUGGUGGACUUCCCCCAUUACCAACAGAGUUUCAAGUUGAAAACACUGAUUUUAACGGUUGUAUAUCUGAUCUUCGUAUCGAUCAUAAUCUUGUUGAUUUUGAUAGCUACGUGGCAAAUAACGGAACGAUAAUUGGCUGUCCGUCAAAAAAAAGUUUUUGCAAUACCAAUUCCUGUAAUGGACGAGGUCAAUGUGAAGAUGCAUGGAAUGGAUACGUCUGUCGUUGUGAAAACGGUUACACUGGUCAAGAUUGCUUGAUAUUGACAGAUACAGUCAGACAUUUUAAAGGCAAUGGAUUCUUGUCAUUCACUCCGAAUCUUCAGCCAUUAGCUUAUCCUUGGUUGGUUAGCUUCGAUAUGCAUACUUCUGCUCGUAAUGCUAUUAUUGUUGCCAUACAAUUGGGUCAAAGCAGCAUGGUACGGUUUGAAGUCAUUGGUGGCAAAUUGUCUUACGGUGUCGAUGAUCGAACGCCGAUUGUAAUCGAAGAUAUGGAUAUCAACGACGGGAAAUGGCAUCAUGUUGAAGCACGCUGGAUGGCUAUCGGUAUCACAUUGAGUGUGGAUUAUGGUCAAUACACUAAACGAACACGGCUAGAUGGAGCAGAGAUAUUGGGUCUUUACAUAGCCAAAGUAACUGUUGGUGGUCAUGAUACACCGGAUGAAAUUACUGAAGCCUACACGUAUCGUUCACAAGCGCCAGCAUUCAUUGGUUGCAUUCAAUCAUUGGAUGUAGGCAAUUCGAAAGAGUCAUGGCUACGGCCAACUUUAGAAGAUAAUGUGUUCGUGGGGUGUCCAACUCCUUCUUCGAGCGGCAAUGAACAAUGCAAAUCGGAUCCUUGUCCAUCGAACAGCGAUUGUAUUGUUAAGGGUAUAAAUGAUCAUGAAUGUCGUUGUCAUAUUGGUUUUAUGGGGAAAAACUGUAUGCCCAUUUGUGAAUUGAAUCCAUGUUCUUAUGGGUCAACUUGUGUAACAGCUAACAACACAUAUGGCUAUCGCUGCCUUUGUGAUCGUUUUCAUUCUGGCUUCUAUUGUGAAGAUCUUCUACCGGAAACUUGUCCAGUAGAUUGGUGGGGUUCGCCUAUUUGUGGUCCUUGUAAUUGCGACGCUACCAAAGGUUAUGAUGCUAAUUGUAAUAAGACGACAGGAGAAUGUUUUUGUCAACCUAAUCGUUUUCAACCAAACGGUUCUGAUGAAUGUUUUUUAUGUGAUUGCUAUACCACUGGUUCUUACACGAAUAGAUGUGAUCGUCAGACUGGCCAGUGUCAGUGUCGAUUAGGCGUAAUCGGGCGUCGUUGCGAUAAAUGUCCAUCUCCAUUUGCCGAAGUUACAAAUCGAGGUUGUGAAGUAAUUUAUGAUGCUUGCCCCCGAGCUUUCUCCGAUGGAAUAUGGUGGGAGCGUACUCCAUUCGGAUCUAAAUCAACCAGGCGCUGUCCGCCUUUUUCUACCGGUAUGGCUCACCGUUUUUGUCGGCAAGGAGAUGGUUGGCUAAAGCCUGAUCUUUUCGAAUGCCUUUCGGACCCUUUCCUUGAUCUACAAGAACAAUGGAAGAUUAUUACUGAUUCUGAUUCUCAACAAAAUGGCAGCAUAGUCCUCAUAAACACUCAGCAUUCUAUCCGUCUGGUUAAUGAUCUACGAACAGCCAUCAACGUAACGGAUUCAUUCUACGAUGGUGAUGUGCAUCUCGUUUUCCGUUUGGUUCGUCGGCUAAUUCAGAAUGAAUUGUAUCAAACAGGCUUAAACUUGACUCAUAAACAAGAUCGUCAUUUUCUUCGUAAUCUAUGCGAAUCUACCAGUGCCAUAUUGGAUCCUCGUUACUCCACCGUUUGGGAACGUAUCGCUGACAUUGAUGUUGGCCCUGAACAGCUUUUGAAAUUGUUUAAUCAAUAUGCCGAAGUGUUGAUCAAUAACCAACGUGAUACGUUUACCGAGCCAUUUGAAAUUGCCACCAAAUGGCUAGUAUUUGGUUUGGACACGGUUGCCACCCACGAACUUUGGGAUUUAUCCAGCUCAUUUCAGCUGCAACAAAAUCGUUUUGGUUCACAUGACCAUAAACCAUUAUCGGUCCGUCAUUCCGAGCCAUCACCAUCGAAUUCGACUUCGUCCAUAUAUCUGGAUUUCAGCUUACCUCCAGAUCCGUUAAUCACAUCAAACACUGAUAGAGAAGACGAUAACCCCCUAGGUCAAUCGAAUCCAUCAGUAGUCAUACCCAAAUAUAACAACUAUCCAUUACGAAAACACAACAUUGACGAUAUAACCAAAGCUAUUAUACCGUUGAAAAUAUUAAAUGUCCAAUCAUUUGACGAAUUACGAUCGUCCUCACCAUCAUCGUCAGCAUCUACAUCGCCAACCUCAUUAUUCAAGCCACAACAGCAACAAAAUUCAUUGAUUGGCUAUACAAUAUUCACAUCAAUGGCUCAAUUCUUGCCCAGCAAUACAGAUUCAACUGUCAGGCAACGUUUUUCGAAUCCAAUCAAAGCUAAUACUCCGAUAGUCAUUUUGACAAUAAAACCAUUUAAUAGUUCAGCUCAAAAAUUCUUGACUAAAUCUUUACAUCCAAAGAUCCGAUUCCGUUUCCGAAUGUUAGCCCGAGAAGGUCGAUCAAGUCCUCAAUGUGUAUAUUGGGCAUUUCCCACAUCUACAUCGGUUGCCACAUCCGGUGUAUCGAAUCGUCGUUCAUCGAGUCGUGGACGUUGGUCUUCAAAAGGAUGUGAGCUGAAAGGUUUUUAUCCUCCUCAACGAUUUCGUACAUCUUACGAUUACAUCAAUUGUUCAUGUGAUCGAGCGUUCGGUGUGGCUGUUCUAAUGGAUGUAUCCGGUGAUGAGUUCUACUACGAGGAAUCCAUGGCGCAAAUAGCUACAUCGUAUACGUUGACUAUAACUUCGUUAGUUUUGCUGGCAUUAACAUUAAUCAUUCUGUCUUUGGUUCGAGGACUUGAUACGAAUUCAAAUUCAAUACAUAAGAAUAUUGUUUUUUGCUUGUUCAUGACCGAAUCGAUGUUCUUGUUGGCCGUUCGUAAUCGUACCUCAUUGGUCCAGAUGGAAUCCUCAUGCAAAUUAGUUGCCAUAUUUUUACAUUACUCAUUUCAAUGUCUCUUCACAUGGAUGCUCAUCGAAAGCAUACAUCUUUACCGUAUGUUGACCGAAAUUCGUGAUAUCAAUCGUGGCCCUAUGCGUUUCUAUUACUUUGUUGGCUAUGGUGUUGCAGCUAUUAUUGUCGCCUUAUCAGUGGGUGUUCGUGCCGACCAAUAUGGCAAUCAUCUUUUCUGCUUCAUAUCGAUCUAUGAGGGUGUUAUAUGGGGCCUAGUAACUCCAUUAUGUCUAAUCAUAAUUGUGAAUUUGUUCGUAUUCAUGUUGGCCAUACAAGCAUCCGCUCAAUUCAAGGCAAGCGUCUGUGAUUAUGGAAAUUUACGUACACUUUUGUGGCUAUCGAUUGUAUUGGUACCAUUAUUGGUUGCUCUUUGGAUACUUGCCCUGUUAUCCAUCAAUGAUACCAUCGAUGAACUUCAUCAUGGCUAUUCCUUGAUGACAUUGAUAUGUGCAUUGUACAUAUUCAUUGCAUAUUGUCUAGCUAAUCGACGUGUCCGGUUCAGUUUGAAUUCUGAUUGGUGGCAAUCGCUUGCGACCAGUCGAGCGCGACCUUGUAUAAACGGUUCAGACGAAAGUUUCUCAGCUACUAGAACUUCGGUAACCAGUCGUAAUGGACAAGGUGGUUAUUAUCAUUCGGGUUCUACAUUCGAUGUAUACGGCCUCAAUCAACCUAGCCAUGGCCAAUCUAUCGAUCAACCUAUAGAUUCAUCGCAAAUGGCCGCUGUUAUCUCGAGUUCAUCGACUACCAGCAGAUCUACAUUGACUAAAGGUUCAACAGGAAUAGUCGAACCCACCGAUGAUGGUUCGAAUGAUCUCGGAGAUGGAACAGACGAUGGUUAUCGUUAUCAUCGACAUCAUCAUGGACAUGGCCAUCAUCACCAUCACCGAAACCAUCAUCAUCACAAAUGUCGCCGUCGCCAUCAUCAUGGUCGAUCGAAACAUUCACGGUCACGAUCGGAAACCGUCGAAGGAUCAAGUGAUGACCUUUCUUAUGAUUAUUCCAUGGAAUUGGCAUCUAGUCAUACCUCUGAUGAUGAUGAUAAUGAUAACCAGAAUGGUGAUCAUGUCAUGCAAUCGCACAACGCAGAUCAAACGACCACCGAUCUGAUGCAACAUCAUCAACAGAAUCAGAUCAAUCAAUUAAUACAAGAACAACAACAACAUACUCCGACUGGUGGUGGUGGUGGUAUCUAUAACACCAAUGCGAUGAAUAUAAUAUCUGAACCAUCAAGUGACCUAUCAUCCAGUGCGCCCACUGUAAUCUAUGGUCAACACGCGGCAAAUAACCGGUCAUCACCUGCCGCAUAUGUCGGUGUAGCAAAAGCAACUCCAGUCAUAUUGAAACAAACGGAUGAUGGACAACAAGCUCAUUUGAUUACAACUUCACUGAUCGCUGCUGGCCGAUCCAAUCUAAUGGCCAUGACUGCCGGUCUGAAUAGCGGUGGUGAUCAACCGGUUUCACCUAUCUAUGGACAUCAUUCGAUCUCAGUACAACCCACAGAGCAUAUUUAUUCAUAUGCGAGAAAAUCCAAUCAACCGGAACAACCAUCACAUUAUUCAACGUUAGGACCAGCGACUGCUUCUGUAAAUCCAGUUAUCAAACCAAUGGACGAUGUUGGUUUACCACCAGUAUCUGGUACAACAUAUCGUCCACAUUAUCAAUCGAUCAAAGAGAAUCCAUUAAAAUCAGCUACGUGGUCUCACGUUAGACUAUUGCAGCCAUCAUCACCAGUCUCAAAAACGACUGAAGAAACUGCUGUCAAUUCAACGCCAAUGACUAAUGACAUUUAACUCCAUGUGUUAAUAAGUAAUAAUAUAAUUAAUUAAUAUUUUCACUGUAAUUAUCAUUUUUAUGUUGUAGCUAUUCAAAGUUCAUUGUAAUUUUUUUUCUGACCAUUUUUACCUCGUUACAUUUGUAAUAAUAGAAUAAAAAUAUUAAU